AUGUCCAUUACUCAAGCGCCUUUGGUCGGCCAUCCCAUCAUCAACCGAAUGGCUACCAGCUUGCUCGAAGCAAGCCGCGCCGAAGGCAGUGGACAAAUCCUUCGCGUCUCAUACACCAAGCAAGAGUACAUUCGUCGCCGUCACGGAUUUCUCGGCAAGCAUCGCGAGUAUCGACAUCUGCCUCAGAUCCUUCCCGGCAUUCUUCGCGCAGCAGAUGAGGUGUUCAGCUCUGAGGCACGGCAGCCAGAUCAGCUCUCUAGCGACCAAGUGCGCAUCCGCGAGCUUGACUGCGGAAUUGAGCCUCUCUUACCCUUUCCCACCACUACAAACACGCAGACGAUCGACAGCUUCGCGAGCUACGGCGGUAUAGAGCGCGCUUUUGAUACGCCGCCCGCGCCCGCAUAUUCGGCGUCAUCGUCAGGAAUUUGGAUGUCCGACCGGCAGCAACUUGCAACCUCUUCGCGUGCAUCAUUUGAGACCAGACCUGCGCGGGAUUAUUCGGACGCCGAGACUAUUUCGAACAUGUCUAGCACUCCGCGCGGUACACCAAGCGAGACAUUGCGUUUGUCUCACGCGCAACUGUCUGCGCAAGCAUUUCAUUAUCCCGCCGUCUCAGAUCAGCAAACAGCAAACUUUGGCACCGGCCUCCAUACUAGAGGUACCCGCCACCAAGUUUCGAGCCAGCAAUUGUACGCACCGCAACGCCUCAACACCAUGCAGACUUCUAACGCCGCAACCAACGUUCCGGAGCGCCCCCAAGUCCUCGCGCAGAUCAUAGCCGAUCUCGGAAAGAAGACCUUGACAGCAGCUGACGCGCCAUCGCAAUAUCAACGUGGAACUCAGCCUCAUCUUCAAACAACCAGUCAAGCUCCGGUGCAGGCGAUUCCAGCGACAGCACAUCAGGCUCAUUACCCAGCACUCAGUCAAGCGGAUAACGACAAUCAUGUCCAAGCUCCAGCAGCCCUUCAAUCUCUUGCGCAAGUAACUCACACACCUGCGCAACAUCAAAAUGGGAUCCUCACUCAAUUCGCUGAAGUCACUGAAAAUCCAGCGCAGGUGCAGCAUGGAAGUCUGGUUGCAUCAUCGGGACUGAAUGACACCUCAACACAGUCUCAACAGGUCAACACUGCCACAACAACUCUACAACAAAACAGUGGAAGGACGCUUUUGGUACCGGAACCUGGAGCGCGGUAUCAGCAUGGAAGCGGCCAAGUCUCCGCCGUCAAGAACCGCGCCGUCGUUUCUCCAGUCAAGCCACAGUCGAGCAGGAAGCGAUCUGCGCCAGACGACAAUGAGGCCGACGCGGGAGACGAAGAAGAAGUCGGAGCUGUCGAGCCGACAGCUUUCACGGAGAAGCCAACCGCUAAGAAACACAAAAAGGCUGCCGCUCCACCUACAGAUGAUAACACGACUGUCCCGAACGAGAGCAACGCCGACGAGACUGAGAUGGAAGUCGAUACCGACACUCCGCAGCCAGCACCGCAGCGACCCUCGAGAGUUCGCCCUGCCACUCACCCCACCACCGGCGGUAAGGGCCCCCUUCAUCCCGCCAGUGACGAGGGCUGCGUCAACGGCACGAGAAUGGCCAAAACCAAAGCCGAAGCCACAGACUCCGCCUUCACCCGAUACCAGCGCCUCCUCUCCCAGUAUAGUGGCCACGCGCGCUUUCCGGACUUCCCGCCCGAGUUCUUCGACAAGGCGAACUUCAAGCCGAGCGAGAAGAGGGCUGUCGCCAACGGCGAUCUUGAGGGCGCCCCUUGUGAUCCGUUUUUUCACAAGAAGCUGAUCCGGGACUUGCGCAAGGGCCAGCCGUUGCAGUAG
Molecule: messenger RNA, 1821 nt
Organism: Zymoseptoria tritici IPO323
Lineage: Eukaryota; Fungi; Ascomycota; Dothideomycetes; Mycosphaerellales; Mycosphaerellaceae
Exons: 3
Coding region: 1-1821 (606 amino acids)
Source: RefSeq, a predicted model, not a curated record